Molecule: messenger RNA, 945 nt
Organism: Trichechus manatus latirostris (Florida manatee)
Lineage: Eukaryota; Metazoa; Chordata; Mammalia; Sirenia; Trichechidae
Product: olfactory receptor 4B1-like
Exons: 1
Coding region: 1-945 (314 amino acids)
Biological process (GO): G protein-coupled receptor signaling pathway
Cellular component (GO): plasma membrane
Molecular function (GO): olfactory receptor activity; G protein-coupled receptor activity
Source: RefSeq, a predicted model, not a curated record
AUGGGAUCCAUGGCCAGUACAAAUAACGUCACUGAGUUAAUUAUUACUGGCCUUUUCCAGGAUCCAGAGAUGCAGAGACUGUGCUUUGUGGUGUUUCUUCCUGUGUACCUGGCCAUGGUGGUGGACAAUGGCCUCAUCUUGUUAACAGUCAAUGUAAGCAAAAGUUUGCAUUCCCCCACGUACUUCUUCGUUAGCUACUUGUCCCUGGUGGAGAUCAGUUACUCCUCUACUUUUGUCCCUAAGUUCAUUACUGACUUACUCACCAAGAUUAAAACCAUCUCCUUCGAGGGCUGUCUGGCUCAGAUAUUCUUCUUCUACUUCUUUGGUGUGACAGAGAUUCUCUUGCUCACAGUGAUGGCUUAUGACCGCUAUGUGGCCAUCUGCAAACCCCUGCACUAUACAACCAUCAUGAGCUGGCCUGUGUGUCACCUUCUGGUGGCUGGUUCCUGGCUGGGGGGCAUAAUUCUCUCCAUGGUUCAGAUCCUUGUCACUGUUCAUUUGCCCUUCUGUGGCUUCAAUGUAAUUGACUACUACUUUUGUGACUUCCACCCCCUAUUCAAGGUUGCCUGCACUGACACCUUUAUGGAGGGUGUUAUUGUGUUGGCUAACAGUGGCUUAAUCUCUGUUGUUUCCUUCCUCAUCUUAGUAUCCUCUAAUGCCGUCAUCUUAGUCAACUUGAGGAGCCAUUCUGCAGAGGGGAGGCACAAAGCUCUCUCCACUUGUGCCUCCCAUAUCAAGGUGGUCAUCUUGUUCUUUGGACCUGCCAUCUUCCUCUACACGAGGCCCUCUUCCACCUUCACUGAGGAUAAACUGGUGGCCGCUUUCUGUACAGUCAUCACCCCCAUGCUGAACCCCAUCAUCUACACACUCAGAAAUACAGAGGUGAAAAAUGCUAUGAGAAGAUUGUGGUACAAGAAAGUGAACUCAAGAGUGGAGUUAAAAUGA